AUGUCUCUUAAGCGCAAAGUUUCCUUCACGGCUCUUCCAACCAGCCCGUCAGUUCCGGCCCCCAGUGAUUGGGGCAUGAUGAUCGAUGGAAACACACACAUCCAUAGCCGCACACGAAAACGCUUCAGAGAUGAUCGUCCUAGUGAACAAGUGAUUUAUCAGAACACAUUGCGAUGGAUUUUCUCUGCUCAAAAACAGCAAGAAUCUGCACAGGCCGCUGAAAUGGACACCAUGGACUCAGAGCCUACGAUCGAAACACCAGAAGCCGUUGAUCCCCGACAACAAACAUUACACCGAUUCUUCCAGAAAACACCUCAGCAAUCAUCGUCCUUCCGACCAUCCCCUCAAGCUCUUGCACCUCGUGCCAAUGAAACUGCGCUUGACCAGGAGAAUGUGCUACGGCACCAGGCAUUCAAUCAGAUGAGCUCUGUGGAUAGCGCGAGCGAAAGCAACAGUCCCGGGUUCAACCAGCUCGAUGUUGACAUGGACAUGGAUAUGGACAGUGGAGAUGGCAGAAAUGGGCUGGACUAUGCACCUAAACCCCUGACAGGGUCAAUGGCCUGGAUGUGA
Molecule: messenger RNA, 570 nt
Organism: Penicillium paradoxum
Lineage: Eukaryota; Fungi; Ascomycota; Eurotiomycetes; Eurotiales; Aspergillaceae
Exons: 2
Coding region: 1-570 (189 amino acids)
Source: RefSeq, a predicted model, not a curated record